CACCUCAACCCCCGGUGUCCCCUCCAUUAGAUACUCCGCUCAUCCAUUCUUUCUCUGGAUUCUGGAAGACGCAGUGACCAUUGGCCAGCUGCCAUGAAGACUGCCCUGGUCCUGCUGCUGCUCAUCUCUCUGGCCUGCCACAGUGCUCUCUCCUGUUCUGUCUGUAAAGGCCACACCCUCAAAUGUCACACGUGCGUGGCGUCCAAUGAUGACGACUGUAAUCGACAGGGCUCCACCUCCUGCCCUCAGUACGCUGACGCCUGCUCCACCAUCACAGGACCCAGCACCGUGAUGAAGUCGUGCACGUACAAGGCUUUCUGCGACAAGGCUCAUGGCGUCAGCUCCGGAGCAAAGAUGGACUGCUGUUUUGGCGACGACUGUAAUGGGCCCCACCGGAGCCACAGCCAUGGGGAUCACCAUCGCAACGGCGCAGGGGCUGUGGCCUCCAGCCCUGUCCUGCUGAUCACGGCCCUGCUGCUGCGUGUGGCCGUCAGUCAGCUGUAAACACCUCCACUUUUCUUUCCUCCAGGAAUUCAUUCAUCCUCAUUUGCUGGGUUGUCAUCCAUCCACCUUCUCCUCUUUGUCACUCUGUACCCCUCAGAGAUUUUCAAUCCAAGUUUACGAAAAGGAUUUAAGUGGCAUAGAUUUCCCGUGGUUUAAGACAACAACAAAAAAUUGGUUUCUGAUGACUGUUGGUGAAGUGAAGGAUGUCUGUCCCAUAAAUACAAGUUUCAGCACUUUAAUUGUGUCAUUUUUAUUAUUAUUAUCAAUUAUCAUCAAGAACUUGAAUAGCAACCUCAUUAUCUAUCGAUUAUCUAUAGUGGUAUGUUCACUUUCAGGUGAUUUCAAGUUUUAAGAGUGUUUGUGGUGAAUACGUGUGCGCAAAGUGAAGUAGACUUAGCCAUGGUUUUUAUUAAAGCAGGUGUGGUUUCGGUAGGUGCUAGGGUGCCUCAGUGGGUAGCUGGUGUGCAGCUCACUUGAUGCCAUAGAACCACAUUAUUCACUUGGGUUGUUAAAAUGGUUACCAGAAAGUAAAGUAUUUAACAUAUAACAUCACAAUCUUCAUGAAUUGUUUAAAUAUGUUAAUGAUGUGUUUAGUGCUUAAUUUUUGUGUGCAUGCAAGCUUGUCUGAUAAAAGACACAAUCACACCCUUA
Messenger RNA from Perca fluviatilis (European perch), 1155 nucleotides. RefSeq lists its product as uncharacterized. NCBI's taxonomy places the organism in Eukaryota, Metazoa, Chordata, Actinopteri, Perciformes, Percidae. The record is from RefSeq and is a predicted model, not a curated record. The transcript is spliced from 3 exons. Bases 94 to 504 code for a protein of 136 amino acids.